This is a messenger RNA of Synchiropus splendidus (mandarinfish), 1713 nucleotides long. RefSeq names its product dynein 2 intermediate chain 2 (gene dync2i2). The transcript has 9 exons. The coding region runs from base 157 to 1653 and encodes 498 amino acids. Gene Ontology annotation, molecular function: dynein heavy chain binding; dynein light chain binding. The record is from RefSeq and is a predicted model, not a curated record. Gene Ontology annotation, cellular component: ciliary plasm; cytoplasmic dynein complex. Gene Ontology annotation, biological process: intraciliary transport. NCBI's taxonomy places the organism in Eukaryota, Metazoa, Chordata, Actinopteri, Syngnathiformes, Callionymidae.
UUGGAACCAUGGCAACGCUCGGCGAAUUAAAGAUGGCCGCCCUGUUGGAGUCUUCAACAACAGACAUUUAACUCCGCAAUAUAGAAGCCAGUUACUGGCGCAAGUUUGUCCACCGCCAAACACGACGUGUAGCCAUAAGUCAGAGGCGUAAACGUCAUGUUUAGUGACGAAACUCUGGCUUCACUGAGCAUCCAGCCGUCAUGGCGGACAGCGCAAGAGUCUUCUCGGGAGUCGAAAGGCUGUCAGACGCAGGCAGUCCACAGUUGUCAGGUGUCGGUCCAGGUGAGGUCCACCAGCGCUGCCUUCACUCAGACCCAGCAGCCGGAUCCGUCAGUGGAGCGGCAGGAUGAUCCACCACCAUCACCUGGACUGAGCGAGUUCCUGCGGCGGGUGGAAGGCUUGGUCACGCUGGAGCUGCUGAAGAACAGCCGCAGUCACGCUUUUGAUGACCAUCGGGUGCAGUGGGAGGACGGCAGCCAGCCGGUGACGUGUCUCCACAGACUCCAACCUCCCAGCGAGGAAGAGCUUGAGGUGACCUGCGUGUCCUGGAGCUGCACAGGUGCAGUGAUCGCCUGCUCCUACGGUCGCACCUCCCACAGUGACUGGAACUCGGACAAGUCUUACGUGUGCACAUGGAACCUAGACCGUCGGAACGUGAGCCUCAAACAAGCAGACCAGGUCAUCGACGUGCCCACCGGGGUCACCGCUCUCUGCUGCCACCCUGAGCGGCCGGCCAUCAUCGCAGGUGGUCUGUACAACGGUGAGGUGGUGGUGUGGGACACCAGCCGGGCUCAGGAUCUGGUCCUUGCUCAGACUGGAAUGUCCACGGACAGCCACAGAGAACCUGUUUACCAGGUGAAGUGGGUCCCGCUGCAGAAGAAAGAGUUUGGGGUUCUGAGCGCCUGCUCGGGAGGACGAGUGUUGCUGUGGACUCUGGACUCUGAGCAGAACCAGCUGGUCCUCCAUGCAGCGUACGCUCUCAUGAUGCAGCAGGUUCCUCAGAGCAGCAGCAGCAGCUUCAAGGCUGGAGGCAGCAGCGCGGUGGGCAUCACUUCACUCGCUCUGUCCCACUGGGACCCUGACACCUUCCUGGUGGGCUCUGAGGCGGGUCUGCUGCUGCGGUGCUCCUUCUCCUCCCAGACUCUGGCAGCUACACCAUCUGACGGUGAAAGCGUGACACUGAGAGCUCCGGCAGUUUUCUCCUUCCGGCCCAGCACAGGUCCGAUCCACGCUAUCCACUGCUCCCCGUUCCACAGGAACGUGUUUGUGAGUGCUGGGACCGACGGUCUGGCCCACCUCCACUCUCUGCUGCAGACAGACCCGCUGCUCUCACUGAGGGUGUCAGACUCUUAUGUGUUUGAGGUUCAGUGGUCUCCAACACGACCACUGGUGUUCGCUGCAGCGACUGGACAAGGUGAUGUGCAAAUAUUCGAUCUGAGUCGCAGGUCCUUGAAACCGGCGGCCACCAUCGACCACGGCCAGACUGGUCAGGCCGCGACCUGUUUGUCCUUCAACAGCCAGAAUCCACGAUUGCUGGCGGUGGGAAAAACAGACGGUACAGUGGGUAUCUGGCAGCUGAGCUCGCACCUGACGGAGCAGAUCCCCUCAGAGAUGGACCAGCUGGAGCAUAUGGCCACUCAAGCAGCAGAGUAGCUCCUCUGCUGCUUUUCCUGAAAUGCCUCCAAAGUGAAAUAAAGUCAAGAAUGGAAGGUU